AUGAUCUGGAAUUCGAAUCCUUUUCGAUUCAACUCGGGUAAGGUGCAUGUUAAGUCUUUGAUACCAGUUGUGAGUAUCUCUUCUGGGUUCAAGUUUGGAAAUGUGAGACGCAAGGAUCCCAGCACAGUCUUUGUUUCUGGUGCUACUGGGCAGGCCGGUAUUCGCAUUGCUCAGUCGUUGUUGCGUGAAGGGUUCAGCGUUAGGGCUGGUGUGCCUGAUCUUGGGGCUGCUCAGGAGUUGGCUCGUCUUGCUGCGCAGUAUAAGAUCAUAUCUAAUGACGAAUCAAAGCGCCUAAACGCAGUUGAAUCUGCAUUCCAAGAUGCAGAGUCAAUUGCUAAAGCAAUUGGGAAUGCCAGCAAAGUUGUUGUCACCAUUGGUCCUGCAGAAAAUGGUCCUACUAAAGAAUUCUCAACAUCAGAUGCCUUACAAGUAAUCCAAGCAGCUCAACUUGCUGGAGUUAGCCAUGUUGCGAUAAUCUAUGAUAGGAAUGUAGCAAAUGCAUCAAAUUACGACGUACUAGAUGGUUUCACAUCAUUCUUUAAGAAUCUCUUCUCCCAAUCUCAAACAUUGUCACUUCCUGAGUUCUUGCAAAAAGUAAUCGAAACAGAUCUUGGCUAUACUCUUAUAAAGACUAGCAUAACCGAAGAUUUCUCGCCUGAAGGCUCCUAUAAUGUUGUUGUGUCAGCUGAACGAAGCAGUGCUGCUGCAAACGACUACAAAGUAGCAAAGUCAAAGAUAGCUUCACUGGUGGCGGGUAUUUUCUCCAAUACAUCUGUUGCAGAGAAUAAGGUUGUAGAAGUGUUUACUGAUCCUUCAGCUCCCUCAAAGCCAGUAAAUGAGCUUUUCAGUGCCAUUCCGGAGGAUGGAAGAAGAAAAGCUUAUGCAGAAGCUCUUGCGGUGGCAAAAGCCGAGGAAGAGGCAAGGGCAACAGCGGAAAGAGCUCGUGAAGCUGCGGAUGCAGCAAAGAAGCUUGAAGAAGCUAAAAAGCUUUCAGAACAAGAAGCCCAAGCAAAGACAGAUGCUGCAGAUGUAUCAAUUGAAAGCCUUUUGAGCAAAGCAAAAGGCUUUGGCUCUGAAUUUUCCUGGGAAAAAAUCAGUUCCCAGAUUGCUACUUCAGUUCCAAAGCCUAGCAGUGAUAAGAAAGCUGAAGUGCAGAUUGCUACUGUGAGAGGACAGGCAAAGGCAAGAGCAUUGCCAGCCAAUAAAGCUCUUGUGAAACAACCUACUAUCCCAAAAUUCUCUCUUAAUUUGAAAUCCAAGGAGGUGUCAAAGCCGGAAAAGAAACCGGAAGCGGAAGAUUCCAAGGUUCAAGUAAACAAGUUGUUUGGCGGCCUGUUUCAGCAAGAAACCAUUUAUGUCGAAGAUGAUUAAAAAAAAAAUAUUUGAUGUUCUACAAGCACAAAUAAAAUUGAUUAUAUAUACUCCCGGAGCAAAGAAAAUUGAUUAUAUACCGGGAACUAGGACUGUGUCUAGUCUUGCUACAAUUUUUUUUGCAGGUUUUGUGCUUUUGUAUUUAGUCUGUUGUUGUUCAAGUAUGAUGUUGUAUGA
This is a messenger RNA of Carica papaya (papaya), 1548 nucleotides long. The record is from RefSeq and is a predicted model, not a curated record. Lineage: Eukaryota; Viridiplantae; Streptophyta; Magnoliopsida; Brassicales; Caricaceae.